Molecule: messenger RNA, 5436 nt
Organism: Hyalella azteca
Lineage: Eukaryota; Metazoa; Arthropoda; Malacostraca; Amphipoda; Hyalellidae
Exons: 2
Coding region: 1396-3498 (700 amino acids)
Source: RefSeq, a predicted model, not a curated record
AUACCACGACGCCUCUGUUUCCCCUGGCUGACUGGCUGGAGGCUGGAACAGCUUAUACCACGACGCCUCUGUUUCCCCUGGCUGACUGGCUGGAGGCUGGAACAGCUUAUACCACGACGCCUCUGUUUCCCCUGGCUGACUGGCUGGAGGCUGGAACAGCUUAUACCACGACGCCUCUGUUUCCCCUGGCUGACUGGCUGGAGGCUGGAACAGCUUAUACCACGACGCCUCUGUUUCCCCUGGCUGACUGGCUGGAGGCUGGAACAGCUUAUACCACGACGCCUCUGUUUCCCCUGGCUGACUGGCUGGGGGCUGGAGCGACUCAAACCGUCGACGAUGUACUCAUCAGUUUGGUUUUUGUCAUAAACUCAGUGAAUGCAUAGUGUAAUUGAUGGUGAAAUAGAUCUAAUAAAAGGAAAUUCUAGCUUGAUUCACGUGCAAGUAUUUCUGUCAUAACUUGUUACGAAAACUUCUUGCCUAAAUUUGCUGUUCUUAAAAGUUUAUCGUGCAUCUGUAAUUAUAAAAAAAAUCAUUAGCGGUGAAAAUUGACCGAAGAACUUUUCAGAUAGCUAUUUUUCAACUAUUUACAAUACUGUUAUAUGGCCUGAAAAUAAUGAAAGUAAAAUUUUAGUGAAUAUUUUACUAAUUUAUAGAUGUUGAAAAAUACCAGUUGUCUUCACGUCCCUUCAGUUGCCUCGGUCUCACCGCGAACAGCGUAAAGCAGAGGCGCCUGGGACGCUUCGUGCUUACAGACUGGACCUCUGCGAAGAAUUUUGGAACCCAGAAUAUUCUGGCCGCUGAACUCUUCCUGAAAACUUGGAUCGCUGCUCAUAUCAUUAAAUUCCGGAUGACUAUAUUUGAUAACGCUGCCUCAUUUGUUUCUUAGCGCUGGCAAGCUCAAGACCGUUAGAAAAAUCUUACCACGGGAACAGCGGCUUCCCAGUUCUGUGAAAUGGAUCAUUGAGGCUUUAAUGAAUUUUAGUUUGAGGAAUUAUGUAGCAGAUGUUCUGGCAACAUCAACCAAAGUAUUGGACCUGUCUUACGGUUUGUUGAUUCGUUGAUCCUUACUAAAGCAAGCCGCUUGUGUUCUUGCUCUUGGAUAACUUUCCUCCUCAGUUCUGCAGUUCUACUUUAAUAAACCUGGACCAAGCCUAAUGACCCAAACACCCAAUUGGAAGUUACCGUCAAUGAAUCAAUAAACUCAUCCGUUUUAACCUGAACUAAGAGAAACAUUAUAAUGGUGGCCAGUACGAUUGUGGAAUACUUGCAUGAAGAGCUCAGUGUUACUAUGUUAUGACUGUUAGUGUUGAGAUUAACUUGAGUCAUCUUCUAAAUUACAGUUCGAGAAAAAGGAAAAAGGAACUUACUUCUGAGUUUUGAGCAAUGGAGGAGUAAAUGUUCAUUCGUGACGGAAAGGAAUUAGGCUUCAGUGAUAGUGCCUUGUUGAAGUACGUGACUGAUCGGGUGAAGCGGGAGGAGGAGCGAAUGAGGAGGGAAGAAGAGCGUCUAGAAAAGGAAGAGCGGCGAAGGAAAGAAGAGGCUGAUCGAGAAAAAAGACUGCUUGCACGAGAAGAGAAGAAAAGACAAAUAUUUCCUAAAUAUCAUUGCUUAAAAACAGCCAUGCUUCUUCUAUUGUUUGCUCUCUUGUUGCUAUCUAAAGAGGGUGAAGCACUUAUAGGUUAUGAUUGUCAGGCAAAAAAUGCUUCAUUCAUCUCUGUAGCACUUGCUGAUAUAAAGCAAUGCAAUGAAGCUAUAGGUUCCUUUGUGGAAGAAGAGAUUUCAGGUCAGAUCAUCCAAAUUCAUCAGUAUCAGCCUGUCCAUGUAUACUCUUGCCUUAUCAGUGUCAUCAUCACCACAGAGUAUUGCGGAAAAUUAAAUCGUAUAUCUGCUGAACCAAAAGGAAUCACUUCUCACAUAAAACAUUUAGGUCCUUCCGCUUGUAUGGAUGCACAUACUAUUGGGACUGUAAACAUUCAUGGACAGCAAUUCAAUGGACUAAAGAAGAAUUCGACAACUACAAUCGACACUGUCUUGUCAGGUUCCGUAGAUGAUGGUGGUUACUGUAAAAAUGGAGGAAUUUUUAUUCAUGAAGAUGGUACUAAAUCUGAAGACAAGCUAGUUAGAGCUACAAUGAAAAUCAGUCUUUAUGACCGUACUGAAACUCUUUCAUUAGAAGCAGAUAAGGUCAUAGUUCGUUCUCUUGGUCUUGAAUGCCCUGCUGAUAACGGAUAUUGUGCUGAUACAUUAGUUGGAGAAGUUGUCUGGAAAGAACUAGACGGAGAUUGCACUAGCAGAGUGGAUGUUUUGUAUGAAGGACCAUUAUCCUUAGUGACCUUUGCUCAAUCAGCAAUAGAUGCUAUCAAGAUCAUUAUUGUAUAUACACGCAACCAAAUGUUUGCUCUUAGAGUUUCUGGAUUUGGAUUAAAAUGUGGACAUCCAACGAUGACAACUGAACAUAAAAGGAUUCAUGUAGUUAAAAAGAGUGAUGUUGGUAUCUAUGUGUUCAGUAGGUCUCCUAAAUUCAACAACAAUGUCGAUCUGAAAUCAUACAUUGAUAGCCAAUUUCUCUAUGCUUCAACAGCAUUUAUAAAAGGCACGGAUCAGAUUGUCAGAGAUUUCAGUAAUGCAAUGUGUCAAAAUAAAAGAGAAAUACUCAAAAAAAGGCUUGUCUUGUCUCAGUUGAGACCAGACCAAGUAGGUACUUUAGUUGAAAGAAAAUUAGGAGUCACAGCUUCUAUUCAGGGUGAAGUGAUGUUUAUCAUUACGUGUGUUCCUGUGCCAGUGGUGUACAGAAAAGGAGCUGGUUGCACGCAAGAAAUACCUGUGAUGUAUAACGGCAAGCCUAUGUUCGUAGAACCCAUCACUAGGAUUUUAACUACUACUGGCACAUCAUCCAUCUGUUCUUCCAAAAUGGCACCAAAAUUCAGAAUAGAUGAGAAAUGGAUGACUGUGUACAAUGGACCUAUGGAGAGUGCUGCACCAAAGAUUUUGGACCCUAAUAGUGUAAUUCAGUCUUGGAAAUUCAUUCCAUUGUUGGAUAUCUCGAAAAAUGGAUUGUAUGAUGCUGAAGACAUUGAGUCUCUACAGAAGAGCAUGAUGUUUGGAGACAACAGAGAGGCCUUAACCACAAAUUUUGCUAAGGUCUUAUACGAUAAUGGAAAAACUGGCAAUGAAGGGUUCUCAGCUAUUGUUACAGAAGAUGAUAUUUCAGGAUUAGGCUCAAGGAUCGGGGGUUGGAUGUUUAGGGUUACAGACUUAAUAGGUCAAACUACGUGCGUUCUUCUCGGCAUCUUUGUGAUCAUCGAGUUAUUCUUGUACUUAGUAGACUGCUGUUUAAACGGGACAAUCAUCUAUAAGAAGAUGGGAUGGUCUCUGUGGAUUUUGGCUGCACCCCUACAUGCUAUCGUGCAUAUGAUCACACAUGACAUCACUCGAAGGAGAACUCCAGCUGAAGAUGAAGAUCAACCUGAAGAAGUGCGAGUUGAACAAAAGAACUAAGUUCUCAAAAAUACCGCUACAUCCUCUCCUUUGUAAAGAUUCAAUUUAAUGAUUUUUCUCGAAUGUCCAUGUGGAUUAAGAAAAUCGGAGAUUUGUUCAGAGCUCGAUGUAUUGCAGUGGACCAGCGAAUCAACUCAGUGCUUGAAAGAAGCCGUUUAAUUGUUAACCGCGGACGUGGGCACGUGGCAUUAGCGAUACCUAGGCGCUAAUGUCUAGGUGAUUUCGCGUUCAUUCCUCAGACUGAUGCAAGCAAGCUGGGUAUUACAGGAGUUUUGGGACAGGAAAUUGAUGGGAAGUUUAGGCCAAUAGCAUUCAUGAGCCGUAAACUUAAUAAGGCUGAACAGAAUUACUCUGACAUAGAUAAUAGGUAAUAGAGUCAGGGGUAUGAUUUUGUUAUUGAAUACAUCAAGGGAACGGAUAAUUUUUUGGCCGACUUGUUUUCAAGGAGUGUUUAUUUGCCGGAAGGGGAGUAAGAAGCGAGGGCUUGGGAAUAAUUUUGGAUCAUUUGUUCAAAUGGAAAUAAUAGAUUUAGGGGGGGGGGAAGGUAUGUAAUGAAUUUUAGUUUUCGGAUAAUUGUAGCAGAUGUUCCGGCAACAUCAACCAAUGUAUUGGACGGACUUGUCUUACGGGUUGUUCAUUCGUUGAUCCAUACUUGAGAGAGCCGCUUGUGUUCUUGUUCUUGGAGAACUUCCCUCCUCUGUUCUGCUGUUUUACUUUAAUAAACUUGGACCAAGCCUAAUGACCCAAACACCCAAUUGGAAGUUACCGUCAAUGAAUGUAUCAAUAAACCCAUCCGUUCGAACCCGAACUAAGAGAAACCUUACAGACGCUCUCUUGGUUGGUUAUAAUUUAUAUACCUCCAUGAAACUUAGUAAAGAAGAAUAUUAUCUCAUGGCUUUUCGGUGCAAACCAUGUUUCCGAUCCGAGAUAUUUAUCAUCAGGCACUUCUAUAAGCUGGCUUCUAGAAUUAAACUGCGUUUUAUUUUAACAUGAUAUCGUAAUUUGUUUAGAGUUUAGACUUAGAGUGUAGGUUUAAUGGAACUAGUCCUGACGAUUCAUAGACAUUGUAACUAAAAGUAAUAUUGCAUCCUGUUACAUCGUCGAAGGAAUACAAUUAACGUUGUAAGCGUUAGAGCAUUACUCAGCCACUCGCUCGAUGUGUGACAAAAGAUUUAUUGAUUCUUGUAAAAACUAUCUAGACUAUCAAAAUGUUGAAUAUGUUUGAUAACUACCAUGCUCCUCUUUAAUUGGAUAGUUCAAUUGAGAUGUUUAUGGACCACAAAUUGCUACUCGUGUGUUAGUACAAGUUUCAUCAUUCGAAACAAUUUUCGUGAGUCACCUUCGUUCUAAUAAUUGCUGUAAAGACAGCAAAAUAUUGUAAGUGUAGUGUAUUUUAAUUGUAAUUAGUGUAAAACUUAGAAUAAGUAUUGUGACUUCCGUAGCCUGAGAACUUCAUGGUGUUCUAAAUUAUAAGAAUUUUCAUUUAUUGCAUAAAGUUUUGUGUUUUCGCUAAAAUUGUUCGUAGAAUUUGAAACGAUUAAGUGCUCUUCUUAGGGAGAAUUUAGGUAUAAUGACUUACACAGUUGAAAUGUUUUCCACUUUUGCUGAAUUGUACAAAAUUAAGAGAUAGAGCAAAAUAUAAGUUGCAUUAUUAUGUAUAACAAAUUCAAUACUAUUGCAACUUAGGCAGUUGCAAAAGCAUUGCAACUGGUUCCACCGUUAGGCAGUAGGCUCUCAUUAUGCGUGUCCUAUAUACUUCCAUUAAAUAAUUUUUUUUUGAAUGUCAUUAAACUACCAUAUCUGUUUGUAUCGCACGCAGUUCUUUGUGAAUAAUAUGACCUGUUUGAUCUAUUUUCAGGAAUUAUUGACAAGGAGUGUUGUUGCUUCAUAUAAAAUAUCAAAGUUCUCUGUUCUCAAAAUAUCAGUGUAAAAAUCUUC